GAGAGAGAGAGAAUAAUAAUGGAGGAGAUUGAGCAUAAGAAGGUGAGAGUGAACGGGUUAGAUAUGCACGUAGCAGAAAAAGGAAACGGUCCGACGAUCCUAUUCAUCCAUGGCUUCCCGGAGUUAUGGUACUCCUGGCGCCACCAAAUCCUUUACUUCGCCGACAACGGCUACCGCGCCGUCGCCCCUGACCUCCGUGGAUACGGCGGAACCACCGGAGCUCCAAACGACGACGUCGGGAAGUUCACCAUCAUGCACCUUAUAGGCGACUUGGUUUCGCUGCUCGACGCCGUGGCUCCGGCGGAGGAAAAGGUCUACGUGGUGGCUCACGAUUGGGGAGCCAUAAUCGGGUGGAAUUUAUGCCUUCUUAGACCCGAUAAGAUUAAGGCCUACGUGGCACUUAGUGUUUAUUACAGCCCCAGAAACCCGAACCCGGCAACAAGGCUACCCUAUUAUUACAGGGCCAUUUAUGGUGACGAUCAUUAUAUGUGGAGAUUUCAGGAAGUUGGUGAUAUUGAAGGUGAAUUUGAAAAAAUAGGCGUUAAAGAAGUGAUGAAGAAAUUCCUUACAUACCGUAAGCCUGCACCUCUGUUUUUUCCCAAAGGCAAAGGAUUUGGAGAUUCCGGUGAAGAUGAUGAUGAUGAUUCAUUGUCUUCCUGGUUGUCGCCGGAAGACCUCGAUUAUUAUGCCGACAACUUUAUCCGGACUGGUUUCACCGGCGGGGUCAAUUACUAUCGGGCAUUGAAUCUAGAUUGGGAACUAUUGGCUGCUUGGACCGGAGCUCAGGUGAAAGUGUCGGCGAAAUACAUAGUGGGAGACCUUGAUUUAGUAUAUAACAAUAAAGGCGCCAAGGAAUACAUACAUAAUGGAGGACUGAAUAAAAACGUGCCAUUGUUGGAGGACAUAGUUGUGAUUGAAGGAGCUGCACAUUUUAUAAAUCAAGAAAGACCCGAUGAGGUUAACAAACACAUUCAUCAUUUCUUCCAAGAUCAUCACGAUAUAUAAUUAAUAUUAAUAUAAUUUGU
Messenger RNA from Impatiens glandulifera, 1025 nucleotides. RefSeq names its product epoxide hydrolase A-like. Gene Ontology annotation, molecular function: hydrolase activity. The transcript is spliced from 3 exons. The coding region runs from base 19 to 1005 and encodes 328 amino acids. The record is from RefSeq and is a predicted model, not a curated record. Lineage: Eukaryota; Viridiplantae; Streptophyta; Magnoliopsida; Ericales; Balsaminaceae.